UUGAUGGCAUCUCUGUUUACAGAGUUUACUCUUUAAUCUCAACCUGUUUCCUCCUCCUCCUCCCGCGGCUCCUCGGCACUCCCGUGCGCGGCGGCGGAGCGCCUGGGCGCAGCCCGGCAGCAGGGCGCGGCGGCGGGCGCGGGCUCCCCCGUCCUCCUCCCCCAGCGGCCGGUGCGAGGAUGGCCCGGAGACCCCGGCACAGUAUAUAUAGUAGUGAUGAUGACGAAGAAGAUGUUGAGAUGUAUGAUCAUGAUUAUGAUGGUCUACUUCCUAAGACUGGAAAACGUCACUUAGGAAAAACCAGGUGGACCCGCGAAGAGGAUGAAAAACUGAAGAAGCUUGUGGAGCAGAACGGCACAGAAGACUGGAAAGUCAUUGCCAAUUUCCUUCCUAACCGGACAGAUGUUCAGUGCCAGCACCGAUGGCAGAAGGUACUAAACCCAGAACUUAUCAAAGGUCCGUGGACUAAAGAGGAGGAUCAAAGGGUAAUAGAACUCGUGCAGAAAUACGGUCCAAAGCGCUGGUCUGUCAUUGCUAAGCAUUUGAAGGGAAGGAUUGGAAAACAGUGCAGGGAGAGGUGGCACAACCACUUGAAUCCAGAAGUGAAGAAAACCUCCUGGACAGAAGAGGAAGAUAGAAUUAUUUACCAGGCACACAAGAGGCUGGGAAACAGAUGGGCAGAAAUUGCAAAGUUGCUGCCUGGACGAACUGAUAAUGCUAUCAAGAACCACUGGAAUUCCACCAUGCGCCGGAAGGUUGAGCAGGAGGGCUACUUGCAGGAGUCAUCUAAAGCCUGUCACUCUUCAGCAGCCACUGGAUUUCAGAAGAGCAACCACUUGAUGGCCUUUGCUCACAACCCACCUUCUGCACAGCUGCCAGUAGCCGGCCAGCCCCCACUGAACAGUGACUAUCCCUACUACCACAUCUCUGAGCCACAAAACGUCCCUGGUCAGAUCCCAUAUCCAGUAGCACUGCAUGUAAAUAUUGUCAAUGUUCCUCAGCCAGCUGCUGCAGCUAUUCAGAGACACUAUAAUGAUGAAGACCCUGAGAAAGAAAAACGAAUAAAGGAAUUAGAGUUGCUACUAAUGUCGACUGAGAAUGAACUGAAAGGGCAGCAGGCAUUACCAACACAGAACCACACAUCAAACUACCCCAGCUGGCACAGCACCACAAUUGCUGACAGUACCAGGACCAGUGGUGACAAUGCACCUGUUUCCUGUUUGGGAGAACAUCACCACUGUACUCCUUCUCCACCGGUGGAUCAUGGUUGCUUACCUGAGGAAAGUGCAUCCCCUGCACGGUGCAUGAUUGUUCACCAGAGCAACAUCCUGGAUAAUGUUAAGAAUCUCUUAGAAUUUGCAGAAACACUCCAGUUAAUAGACUCCUUCUUAAACACCUCAUCCAAUCACGAAAACCUGAACCUGGAUAACACUGCGCUAACUUCCACACCGAUGUGUGGCCAUAAGAUGGCUGUUGCCACGCCGUUCCACAGGGACCAGACUUUCAAAUCUCAGAAGGAAAAUCAUGUUUUCAGAACUCCAGCAAUCAAGCGGUCGAUAUUAGAAAGCUCUCCAAGAACACCCACUCCAUUCAAAAACGCACUUGCAGCUCAGGAAAUCAAAUAUGGUCCUUUGAAGAUGCUGCCUCAAACUCCAACUCAUCUUGUAGAAGAUCUGCAGGAUGUUAUCAAGCAGGAGUCGGAGGAAUCUGCAGUAGUGGCUGGGCUACAUGAAAGUGGACCCCCUUUGCUGAAGAAAAUCAAACAAGAGGUGGAGUCUCCAACCGAUAAAGCUGGAAAUUUCUUUUCCUCGAAUCACUGGGAAGAAGAAAACUUGAACACUCAACUCUUUGCACAUGCAUCUACUAUGGAAGAUGUGCCAAAUCUUCUUACCAGCUCCAUUUUAAAGACGCCUGUGUCAGAAGAGGAUGGUGGUUUUCACAAAACAUUUGCAGUAGCUAGGAACAGGCCACUGACCAGUCCACUGCAGCACCUGAACAACACCUGGGAGUCAGCAUCCUGUGGGAAGAUUGAGGAUCAGAUGACCCACACGGAUCAAGCGCGCAAAUACAUGGCCAACUUCCCCACCCGGACUCUAGUGAUGUGAAAGGGUUGACAGACAAAGAAGCAUUAUGGUUUUGAGAACACUUCACCUCUGCUGGGAAAUUUCUGUUCCUCUGCAUGAAAACUUUUCAUGAAUGGGAGAAGAACCUAUCUUUGUUGUGGUACAACAGUUGGGAGAAGCACAAAGUGCAUUUAAGUCACUCAGCAUAUAUAUUCUUGUUGGAUUUCACCCAACUUAAGAGGAAUUUUUUUUUUUUUUUAAUAAUUGAUACUUGCCUAAAUUAUUAGGUAUUAAGUUUGAAUCAGUAAUUAAUCAUCUUAAGUGCAGACUUACAAUAAAUAUAAUUUUUUUUAUACUUUCUGAGAUCAAGCAGACCUAAUACACCAGUAUUGUUAUUUCAGUGAUGUGUUAGCCAGGGGUGGGGUUUUGGUUUUUUUUUGUUUUUUUUUUUUAAUAGUAAAAGAGCAGGUACUCAAACAGAUAUAUUUUAAAUCACUGAACAAAAUGCAUUGGUGUAAAAUUCUGAAGUGAAAAGCAUUACUACAAACUCUAGUCUGUGCAAAGGGGGAAAAUGAUCAAGAUUGUGAAUGCUCAAACAUCCAUGCCUCUUGAAAUACUUUUUCAUUCUGUUAUGGUUCUAGACCAUUAUACAUUGUGUGUUUCUGUUUGGGGGGUAAUUAGCUUGCUUUAAAAAAUAUUACUGUAUGAAACAUAGAUUUAUAAGAAAAAUUAUAUUUUUAUUCAGUAAUUUAAUUUUGUAAAUGCCAAAUGAAUACUGUGUUUUGCUGCUACAGACCUUAGUGUGUAGACAUGCUGCUAGUGUAAAAGGAGCAGUAGAGCUUUAUAUGGAAAGAAAAGAAAUGUUGAUGUUAGCUAAUUGACUAUGCACUAGCAUUUCAGACCUUUGUAUUUUAAUUUUUUUUUACAUCAUUUAUAUUUUUCCCCUUUUUUUAUAAGCAAUAUUUUUAACACUGUUCCUGGGAGAUUUAUUUUUUUUUUUGUCUGGAUGUGUUUUCUUUCUCAUUGGUUUGUAAGAGCAUCCAUUGCACCUUCAUAUGUUUGGGAGAACACUGUCUAGUUCGUGUUGUCUGUUUUGUUCCAUGUCUAGCUAAUUGUUCCCUAACUUGGGUCUUGUGUACCGAAUCAGGUUCUUAAAAAUAUAUGGUUCUUCGU
This is a messenger RNA of Cuculus canorus (common cuckoo), 3236 nucleotides long. RefSeq names its product MYB proto-oncogene, transcription factor (gene MYB). Gene Ontology annotation, biological process: regulation of DNA-templated transcription. The coding region runs from base 180 to 2105 and encodes 641 amino acids. Gene Ontology annotation, cellular component: nucleus. Gene Ontology annotation, molecular function: DNA-binding transcription factor activity, RNA polymerase II-specific; RNA polymerase II cis-regulatory region sequence-specific DNA binding. The record is from RefSeq and is a predicted model, not a curated record. The transcript has 15 exons. Lineage: Eukaryota; Metazoa; Chordata; Aves; Cuculiformes; Cuculidae.